Alternaria incomplexa is the source of this 2199-nucleotide messenger RNA. RefSeq lists its product as uncharacterized. The record is from RefSeq and is a predicted model, not a curated record. NCBI's taxonomy places the organism in Eukaryota, Fungi, Ascomycota, Dothideomycetes, Pleosporales, Pleosporaceae. Bases 1 to 2199 code for a protein of 732 amino acids. The transcript has 2 exons.
AUGGCUAAUCCUCAGAAAUCGUACCAGCAUAUCGAGCAUGCCUCGACGUGUCCAUGCGCGACCAACGCGCAAGAUGAUUGCAACUGUUUCUUCUCUGCGCUUUCCAAAACAUCCAUCUUCCAGGCUGCUAGCCUUGAAGGGCCAGGCGGCGUAGAUGGGCAGCUCGAUGAGAUUGCUCAAACUCACAUCCAUGAUUUCGUGGUGCAGAAGUGGAGCCAGCGUGGCGACCCACCGCAUGAGCCACCAUCACAGCUCUACGAGCCCCUUGGAGAAGGCGAAAUCCGCGUCUUGGAGCUGCAUCCUGGAGAGCCUGGAAGUCCGCUGCGAGGCACUUUACAUAUCGUCAGCAUCGACUUUUCGCACCCUGCACGAGAGGAGCAAUAUACACAGCCCUUCGACAACCCAGCAAACACCAGUAGAAGAACUUUGACUUACACUCGACACACCAAUCAUGCUGUUUCACUCACUACAGGCAAGCCGGUCUGGUACACUGCACUCAGCUAUGUCUGGGGCCCACCCAUCUUCGAAGAUACCAUAUCUUUCGAACAUGGCCAGUUGAACAUCUCCGCAAGUCUGGCGGGAGCUUUGGACCACUUGAGAUCGACCGAGCAUAGCGUUGUCUUGUGGACAGAUCAAAUCUGCAUCAAUCAGCCCGACAUUGCGGAGAAGGUGCAGCAGAUCCCGUUGAUGGGCUUGGUCUACACACAUGCUACAAACACUCUCAUAUGGCUCGGUGAUGACGGUGAAGAGGACUCGGCUCUUGCGUUCGAUCUGAUGGAGACUAUUUUUGUGCGGUUACAAGGGACGGAUGCGCAAGUGACGCCAGCGGACUUUGAGAGGCUGGAUUUUCCACCUAGCCUUGAUCGAGCGUGGUGGGCUGUUCGUCAAGUCCUGCGCCGCCCCUGGUUCGGCAGAUUGUGGACCAUCCAGGAAGCUGUGCUUUCGAGACACCUAUUCGUGAAAUGCGGCAAGGUUGAGGUGUGCUGGGACGACUUUGCUGCGUGGUGUCAUGAUCUGGCAGAAACGCAUGUGCUCAGCUGGCUGACUGGUAACGCUGAGCUGGAUGAGAAGUACAACACGAAAGCAGAUGUCAAAGCAUUGCCGCCGCAUGGUGCUGAUGUGGUGAACUCUGUUCAGGCAGAGCGCGUACAUGGCCUGACAAUCGUCACGAAAGAAGCAUUGCUAACCAUUCUGGUCUCUACACGUUAUGCGCAAGCGACAAACCCCAAGGACAAGAUCUAUGGUGUACUGGGUAUAGCAGAUGCCAAUAUCGUACCCGACUACAAUCCCGAAGUUUCUGCGAGAGCAGUCUAUCACGAAGCCUGUUUAACGGAAAUACCUGAUCGCGUGUACGAAUUGCUGAGCUGCGUCGAUCAUGAACACCCGCUUCAACCGUCGUGGGUCCCAGACUGGAGCACCCCACGCGUAACGGACGUACUUGGCUAUUCGACAAGAUCUUGGGCUGUAUACUGCGCGGGUGGCAGGCCCGUCACAGGCGCGCAGCCACCCAAGGCUGUUGUGAGCGAGGAUAAGCAAGAGAUCACACUGAGCGGCAAAGCAUUCGACACCAUCGCUAUCCUAGGCAGUGUUAGCGAAGAACCAUUUCUGGACAUCGACGAUCCGCAACGGGUCAAUCGUGAUCUAGCAUCCUACGCUGAGCUUGUCAUGGGCGCUGGUCGAACACACACAUACCUUUUACAAGGUAGUUCAACCUAUGACGCUUUUCUACACACGCUACUGGCAGGACGCGAUGGCUCUGGCGUGGCACCACCUGAUGCGGAUCACAGCGAGGUAUUUGGGCUCAUCCUCGAUGCCACGACAGGUAGGUCCCUUUGCCUACCUGGUCAGACUAUGAGCCAGCGGCGACAGAAGGGUCACUUCAACCUCGACAGUCUCAAGACCAGGAAGCCGGCAAAGACCCUGGCAGACUUGCAAACGGCGUACCGGGCCGCGUUGAAGAUGCGCCGUUUUGCUGUAACCGAGAAGGGCUACUUUGCAUUGGUGCCGAGGGGUGCGCAAGUCGGUGAUGAGCUCGCUGUCUUCGAUAGGGCAUGUGUGCCUUUCGUGAUCAGAAAGCAGCAAGUCGAACGAGUUGCCGAGAAAUUUGAGCUGCUUGGUGAAGCUUACGUCCAUGGCAUUAUGAAGGGCGAAGAGAUGGCCAAGGAAGACAUUGUGCUUCAAGAGAUCACGCUUGCUUGA